Terrapene triunguis (Three-toed box turtle) is the source of this 1260-nucleotide messenger RNA. RefSeq names its product CMRF35-like molecule 1. The transcript has 8 exons. Gene Ontology annotation, cellular component: plasma membrane. Gene Ontology annotation, molecular function: transmembrane signaling receptor activity. The record is from RefSeq and is a predicted model, not a curated record. Bases 1 to 1260 code for a protein of 419 amino acids. Lineage: Eukaryota; Metazoa; Chordata; Testudines; Emydidae.
AUGCAGCUGUCCUUUGCUGGGGUGAUUCUCUUCCUUGCAGGCUACUCCUCUGGGCUGGCUGCCCUGGAGCUGACUGGCCCCGGGGAGGUGGGCAGGCCCCUGGGCGAGUCGGUGUCUGUGCAGUGUCAGUACCAUGAAAGGUAUCAAGGAAAUAGGAAAUACUGGUGCAGAGGAACAGUUUGGAGAUCCUGUCACACAGCUGUUAAGACCACAGGGUCAGAGGCUGAGGUAAAGGGGGACAGAGUCUCCAUCAGAGACAACCACAGGCUGCGCACAUUCACAGUGACCAUGGAGACCCUGACGCUGGGAGAUGCUGGGAUUUACUGGUGUGGGAUAAGCAAAUUUGGAUUCGAUCCGGGGGUUCCCGUUAAGGUGACUGUUCUCCCAGGCUAUUUCUCUGCCCUGGCUGCCCCGGCACUGACUGCCCCUAGGGAGGUGAGCGGGCCCCCGGGGGGCACGGUGUCCGUACCGUGUCAGUACAGUAAAACAGCUCAGGGAUCUCAGAAAUACUGGUGCAGAGGAGCACAGUGGAACAGCUGCUCCAAAGUUGUUGAGACUGAAAAGUCAGAGGUCAAGGUGAAACAGGGCAGAGUCUCCAUCACAGACAAUCACACCACGCGCACAUUCACUGUGACCAUGGAGAACCUGACUCUGGAAGAUGCUGGGAUCUACUGGUGUGGAAUAAAUAUAAAAGGUGGAGGUGAUCCUUAUUUCCUUGUUAACGUGACUGUUCUCCCAGCUCUUUCCACUGCAGUGAUGGUAACCACUGGAUCUCUCGCCCCAGUAAUAGGCACAACAAACACAGCUGAGCACCCCAAAAGUUCUCCUUUCACCAGCGCUAUGUUCCUGCUGCCAAUGCUCCUGCUGGUUUUACUUAUAUUACUGAGCGGAGCCAUGCUUCUGGCCAGAAGAAUGAUGCUGAAGAGGAAAAAGGCUGCUGGAGCUGUUGGGCCUAGCGCAGCAGUGAAUGAGGCUGUUGCCAGCACCGAAAGUGAUGUUUCCUAUGCAGCUGUGAAACCUAAAUCUAGAAAAUCCAUCACCACAGCCCCAUCACCCCACUCCGCUCAGGCCGAGCCCAGUCCAGAAGGGGUGGAAUAUUCUGCUGUAGCUCCAGGAAUGACAGAUAUUUCUUACGCCACAGUGAAAUAUCCAAUCCUGGAUGAGCAGGCAAUCUACAUCAAUGUGGACAGGUCAUCCAGUCAACCCCCCUUGAGCAGCCCUCUGGAACAAACAGAGUACUGCGCAGUGAAAAAGAAAUAG